CGGGCGUCUUUUAUGACAAUUUCUUCAAAAAGCCCCCGAUAAUAGCUGCACUUUUAAAAGAAACAAGCGGUCAUAAACUACCCACCAGAAGAACAACCACUCUUUAUUAAGUGGGGAAAGCCUCUGUAUUUCGCUGCCCACAGAAACGUAAGCAGUACCGAAGAACUAUAAGGUAAGUAUUACCGACUCUCAGGAAGCAAUUCUGAAAUCAAAACGCGUUGCAUUUUCUGAUUAUACUGCGGCCUUUGUCCUUAAGCUUUUUUGUUUGAUGUGGCGAAUUUCUAAACAGUGAUAGUGUCUUUAAAUUGGUAAUGUAAAGUAGGCUGAUAAUUGGAAGGUUGGAUUCGCUGGAAAUGAGUCAAAGACUCGUUGACGCAGUGCACAGACUGCAAACUCCUCCAACUAGGUUACCCUCAACAGACCUAAGCCAACUGUGGCCAGUAAGACAGAAAUUAAGCCAGCUAAAUCGGCUCAAAAUAUGUCAUUUUCUCACACAAAUUACAAGAGUGAACAAAUUUACACAGUUACCUACAACUAUAUUUUUCAUGAAAACGUUAGUAAUGUAAAUCCUUUCUCAGUUGUGCGUCAUUUCAACCUGACAAGACUAGUUUGGGUCAAAGCUAAUAAAUUAUUUCUUUUCGAUUUUGCAACUGUUAUGUUGCAGCAGGAACGGUGUUGGGUUUCAAAAAAAUGGGGAUAAUUUCAUCCCUUUUUUUAAAUCAGUUUUACCAAGACCUAACAACGCCAAAUGCCGCAAAUACAUUUUCAAACAUAUCAAACCCAGGAAAUUAGCCUAUAAAAAUAGGUGAAUCUGAUUAAGCGGACUAAUGAAUUUUCAAACAACACUAUAUAGUCCGUAUGUUUCUUUGAAAUGAAGCACCGCAGACAUAUUCUUGAAGAAUCAGGAAAACCACGACGCGGAUGUCCACAAAUUAACAGAAUCUAUUUAAACCAGAAAUAAAUGCAAAAAUAAAUUCGAAUGCCUAGCUUGUAUGCUGAUAUGCUAUUUAUACAAGAACGCAAACCAUCACUGAACGCGCAAUCGGACUCGACUCAUGUUAAUCUUUUCCAUUAAGAAAUCUACAUAAUAAUGAAGCAUGCACAAAUGCAAUCUAAUUUAUUUAAACUUCAACCCUUAAACAACUUUGAAACUUAACAUUUCUUAUUCUCGAUAAUGAUGUUAGAAAUUAUCGAAAAGGCGAGUAACGUUUUUAAGUAUAAUUUUUCUUUUUAAAUGCUUCAACAAGCAACUGACUAACAAGAAUGUCACCGGAAUAAAGUAGCAUGAGUUUAUAUGUCACUUAAAGUUGUCAGAAUAAUUAAUUUUCUUAAGCGUCAGGUGUAUAUCAAAUGAUAAGUUACACCCCGUGCACCACAGACUGCUGACAAACUGGGAAAGCCUUAAAGGGGAGGAAACAAAUGGGUCACGGAAUCGAAAUUUGGCAUUAAAUGCCAAAUGCGAAAAUACUGUGAGUGAUAUAGAAUUAAAUAUUAUGGACUGCAAUAAUUACUAAAAAAGACUCAAAUGUUUUUUUUUAUAUUCUUUUUCCUCUCUUAUACUUUUAAUUUUUUUACAUAACACAGUAAUUUUUUUGACGUAUUGGAAGUUUUUGUGCUUGACUAACCCUUUUUUUAAUUGGCAGUAGUAUACAGUUUUAAGGUGGCCUGGACCUAUUUAUAUGCCCAUUGGUUAUGUUUUUGAAUCGCUUUUUUCGGCAGGAAUGAUUUAACCGAUUCCUAUGAUUUUUGGCAUCCUUAAUAAAAAAUGGUGCAACUUUAGGAUAGAAAUCGGUUAAAUUUAUUUUCUUGUAGGUAUAAAAACGCUUGAGAUAUCGGCAUAUGUUUAAAACCGUAUUUUUGCAAAAAGUGUCAAUAACUUCGAAACACUACCUAACGACAGAUUUUUCUUUAACUUCAGCAAAUAAGUCUCAGAGCUCUCCACUUUUAUACCUGUAAGUUAGAAGUCAAUCGUGACCGUAGAACUCACUGUACAAAAUGCUGGUCAACUGAAAUUCGACCUCAAAAUGCAACGCUAACAAAUUUAUUUUGUGAAAGUUGACGAACAAAUAAGGGAAAAGUAUCGAAGGAUUAUCUCCUAUCUGCAAGGAUAUUCUUGCCCAAAGCUAAAUUGCAAGAAACCUACGGCGUAUACAGUUCGCAAUACAAGAAGAACUACUUUAUGCUGAAUGCGGCGCAAGAUUAAAGAACUUCUAUUUAUCAAAAGUUACUGUGUUUUUGCAGUUCUCUUUUCGAAAAAAAUCUUAACAAAGCAAAAUAUAGCAUUUACAGAAAUCACCUACCAGUUUUUAGCACCGAAAGGUUCCCGUCUUGAGGAGAAAUAAAGCCACCAACUUCAGUACUUCAACCAAUCCAUUUUCAGCUGCAACGAAAACCCUUGUAACUGGUAAUUUAUUCAAGCUUGAAUGUUAGAUUUGCCAUCACAUUCGCACGGGCAUUUGCCAUUUUUCAUAUUUUUCUUCAUUUUCAUCCCCAAGUGGCAAGUUUCCAAGUUAUUCAUGGAAUUUUUUUUGUAAAAAUGCGGUCUAAAAUAUUGCCUAUAUAUCAAACGUUUUUUUACCCACAGGAAAAUAAAUGACAUUUUCUUAAAGUUGAAUUAUUCUUUAUUAAGGAUGCAAAAAUCAUAAAAAUCGGUUAAAUCACUCUUGCCAAAAAACGCGAUUUAAAAACAUAACCAACGUGCAUAAAAGUAGGCUCGGGCCACCUUAAGUCAGGCCGAGGGCUUAACAUGUCGAACAACAGACGUUAGGAUGGCCCGCUUACUCAACUUAAUUGGACCCAUCAUUUAAAAUCUCCUUAUGCUGGCCAACUUUCUUUAUCAUUCAAGUGAUAAACUAACUCUUUGCACCAACUUCUAUCGUUUGUAGGAUUUUGAAAAGUAAGUGACAUCCUUUUCCAGAAUCAAGUGGGGAUUCAUUGUCCAUCUGAAUGGCAAUGAGGCACCUAGUCCACAUCGAAUUACUUUUUCUGUUAAGCCAUAUAUUCAACAGGGUGAUUUCAGAACAUUGCAAAAAAGGUGAGGAAUCCAUUUAUGGUUGGAAGUUACAAGGACACAUUUACAAGACUAUGAUGGCAAACUUCGGAUAUGAGUGCUUACUUACCUGUCGUCAAGACAAAAGAUGUCAGAGUUUCAACUGGGUGAUCUCCCUUGACAUGUGUGAGUUCAGUAACAGAACCAAAGAAGCCAGACCUGAGGACUUUGUACCAGACCCAGACAGAUAUUAUUAUAGAAGAGACGUGAAUAGAGGUAAAAUGAACUAACAGGUUGGUAAUUAUAGAAUUAUGUUUUACAGAGUUACUGUAUCUCUUCUUGGACUAUGUACUCUUAUACAGCGAAAUAUAUCCUUUAUUAGGGACCUUAAACUACACCGUUUCUGCCUAUGAGUUCGGAUAGGGGCACAUGUUUGUUUGGAAACAUGGAAUCAUGUAUUGCUGAUAUCAGUCAAUGGAUGCAUUCGGAUAAAUUAAAACUGAAUUCGGAUAAGACAGAAUGUCUUAAGCUUCUGAUUGGAACGAGACAACAACUUCAGAAAGUCAGUAACAUCAGUACCUUAUCGGUCGGCGACUCCCAAAUUGCUCCAUCUUGUGAAGUUCGUAACCUGGGAACCUGGAUUGAUUCGUAAAAUGAGUAUGCUAAGUCAAUUAUCAAUAGAACUUGCUCAUCCGCUUUCUAUUAUCUUUAUAGUAUGCGUUAAGAAUCGCAAUCAGUCACCGAAUCAUUAGUUCAUGCUUUUAUAACCAGUAGAUCAGAUUAUUGUAACAGUCUACUAUAUGAGCCUCCCGAAUUCAUAUAUCAUGAAACUCCAACGGAUACAGAAUGCCGCGGCUCGGUUGGUCAGUGGAACACCAAGAUUCUGCCAUGUUACACCAUUGCUUUUCCACCUUCAUUGGCUUCCGAUAAGUUACCGUAUAAAGUUUAAGAUUCUACUUUUGACUUUUAAGUGCUUAUAUGGUCAAGCUCCUAAUUAUUUAAUUGAUUAAUUACUAUCAAAAAGAACUCCAGGUACUCUCUAAGGUCAAGAGUCUAUAUUCCUCGAGUUGCCUGGCAUUAAGACCCAUCCAACUCUUGGCGAUCGUGCACUGUUCCAGUCAGCUGCACCUUAGUUUAUCUCUGGAAUGCGUUACCUUCGGCAAUUCGCAACAUAAAGACAUUGGACACUUUUAAGACUGCUGUUAAAACUCAUUUUUUAAAUUUAGCUUUUAAAUAGAUUUGAUUGUUGGCUUUUACUGUAUUUUUUUUAUAGUUUUUAAUAGCUUUUAUUGUAGUUUUUAAUAGUUUCUUAAAACGCUUUAGUCACCUUUAAAAUAAAUUAAAUAUAACAAUAUUGUAAAGCGCAAUCGAAUAUAUGGGAUGAGCACUAAUCCGACUCUACCACCCAUAAAAGAAAGACACUAGAGGUGGUCACUAGCAAAGAUUCAGAUAAGUCUCUUAAGGCUCCUCCUAAAGGCUCGCGCUUAAACAGGUACUUCACACACAUUCAUUGCCAAAGGGUAGUGCAGUUUAUUAAUGACCAAUUUUUCUUCCAGUUCCUCUUGGUUCCAUUCCUGAGCUCCCAGCAGAAACGUGUAAAGAGAUCAAAGCAAGUGAAGGAGAAGCCAUAAGCAAGAAAUACUGGAUGAGUAUCAUUAAACCUGGUUUCACUGUUCUCGCCCAUUGCGAUAUGAAGUCCGAAGGUAAGUAAGCUGAAAACUUCUUAUCAAACAAGACGUUCAGUUCCUUAUUGGCAGAAAAAUAUUCCUGUUUAAUUCAGGUGUUUUCCGUAAAUACCUCACACCAAUAAAUAAACUUAAGGCAAUCAAAUAUGUAGUAAUUUUCAAGACACUUUCCCAUCAAGCCUUGCCUUUGCUGGCUGGGUAGCAGGAAAGGUUUAUCAAGGAAUAACAAGUUGAUGGUCAUUAACUACAAUCUAUAAUAAUACUGUAUUAACUUUAGAGGUUUGCUUUGCAUUUGAGAAGCUCAAGAGGCUUGGGGUGCAUAUAUCAUUUGGCUGUUCCUUGUUUUUGCUCAGAUGUUGACGAAUGCACGGCUUCUUCUCCCGUCUGCGACGUCAAUGCCCAGUGUACGAACACUCGUGGAUCCUUUACCUGUACAUGCAAGCUUGGCUUCUCUGGUGAUGGAAAAACAUGCAAAGGUUUGUGCUUGUAGGAGACUCGUAAGAAAACCAUCAAAUGUCAAGCGCCUAGAAAGAAUACUGCUUCCCUGUUUAUACAACAUAGAUCGGCUUUCGUAGAUCCUUCCCACAAUCCUAUGAAAAAAGUACCAAAUUCUACGCCUGGGCGAGUUAACUGGUCAUCAUAGCGAUUUUUAUGAAAUUGUAUCGCCAAGGCUCUACCUCGUUUCAUUGUAGAUAGAUAGAUAGAUAGAUAGAUAGAUAGAUAGAUAGAUAGAUAGAUAGAUAGAUAGAUAGAUAGAUAGAUAGAUAGAUAGAUAGAUAGAUAGAUAGAUAGAUAGAUAGAUAGAUUGAUAGAUAGAUAGAUAGAUAGAUAGAUAGAUAGAUAGAUAGAUAGAUAGAUAGAUAGAUAGAUAGAUAGAUAGAUAGAUAGAUAGGUAAUAGAUAGAUAAUCUUUAUUUAUCAACGGUCAACUCAUCAGCCAAAAAAUUACAGUUCAAAUAAGAAAACAUUAUAAACUAUCCACAUUAUAAAAAAUAUUAAUUAAAAUAAAAAGCUGCCUUUCCACGAAUGCCGGUCCCUAGAGUACUUGUUUAAGAAGAUAUUUGAAUUUCGUAAGGGACUCUGCUUUCCUCACAUUCCACGAGAGUUUGUUCCAUAUGUGGCGCCACUUUAGCUAAAGCUAUUUUUGUAAUAAUUUGUCCGUGGUAAAGGGAGGCAGAGUUUAUUCUCAGACUCUCUAGGGUUAUAUGCCGUUGUGUUUCCUUGAUGGAGAGGAAUGCGGUAAAGAUCUCAUGAUGAAGGGACAACGUACAACUUGAUAGUCAUAAACUACGUUAAGAUUAAGUUACAGGUUUGCUUUGCAAUCAAGAAGCUCAGUAAGCUAGUGUUCCUUGUUUCAUUUGGCUUUUAUUUUCUUUGCUCAGAUAUUGACGAGUGCAAAGCUUCUUCUCCCGUCUGUGACGUCAAUGCCCUGUGUUCGAACACUCGUGGAUCCUUUAGCUGUGCAUGCAAGCUUGGUUUCUCCGGUGAUGGAAAAACCUGCCAAGGUUUGUGAGUGAAAACAAAAUACGAACAUGAAGAAAGAAGGGUAUUAUGCGGGCCAUAUUAUUUUUGAGAUAUGUAAGAGUUCCAGCAUGUUAUCAUCAGAGUAGGCCCACUCUAAACCUGCACUAUGUUCUUAAAGCAACAGGCUUUCCCCCGUAGACGUAGUUGUUCUCUCAAAAGCAGCAACAAACUCGGUAAUUAACAUGGCAAUAAAUCCAAAUACUUUCACUCAUUAGACAAAUCAUUUAUGUACAAUUCCUCAGUCGCUGUGUUUAAUUUUAAGAAAAUGAAUCAGUUUACAGGUUCAUUUUGCCAUUUUAAGCAGCAAUGUGUCAAAUAUUGAGUUGCUGUUCCUUUUUUCAUAGGGUAUACCGUCUUCACCGUAUUAUAAUUUCCCUAGAUAUUAUAAAAUCCUUUGAUUUUAAUCGUAAACUGACAUCAACGAGUGCAGUAAUAUCCCAUCCGCUUGUUAAAACAGGCCCCUGUAGCACCUGGACUAGAAACCUUAAGGUCAUACGUUCAACUCCUAUUGGGAGUAUUCGAACGUUUUCUUCCGAGCCGCGUGUGUCAAUGACUGACAAAAACCCCUUUCUCAUGUAUUCACCAGCCUUAAAAUUCUCCAUCACAUUUCUACCUUUGACGGCCCUUGUAUAUCGGCGCGUAGACCGUCCCCCGCAUUCUUGAGAACGAACACACCAACUUAAGCAGACAUGGCACAGUGAUUUGUGUGAAACUAUCCACUUUGCAAGCCUCGGCCUCGUUUAAUUGUGUUUAUUAAGCUUGUUUCAGUUGGCUGUUUCGCUUUUUUGGCACAGAUGUUAACGAAUGCACAGCUUCUUCUCCCGUCUGUGAUGUCAAUGCCCAGUGUACGAACACUCGUGGAUCCUAUACCUGUGCAUGCAAGCGUGGCUUUUCUGGAGAUGGAAAAACAUGCAAAGGUUUGUGUUUAGACUUUCACGGCCCUUGUUUUUCGGCACAUAGACCGUCCCCGGGACGCAUUCUUGUGAACAAACACACCAACUAGAGCAGAUAUAGUACGGUGAUUUGUGAGAAACUAUCCACUUUGCAAGCCUUGGCCUCGUUUAAUUGUGCUUCCCAGUUGUAGUGACUACGCUUAGUUUUAUAUUAAGCUUGUUUCAGUUAGCUGUUUCGCUUUUUUGGCACAGAUGUUGACGAAUGCAGAGCUUCUUCUCCCGUCUGUGAUGUCAAUGCCCAGUGUACGAACACUCGUGGAUCCUAUAGCUGUGCAUGCAAGCGUGGCUUUUCUGGUGAUGGAAAAACAUGCAAAGGUUUGUUUUUAGACUUUGAUGGCCCUUGUUGAUCGGCACGUAGACCGUCCCCCGCAUUCUUGUGAACGAACACACCAACUUGAGCAGAUAUAGCACAGUGAUUUGUGUGAAACUAUCCACUUUGCAAGCCUCGGCCUCGCUUAAUUGUGUUUGCCAGCUGUAGUGACUACGCUUAGUUAUUAUAUUAAGCUUAUUUCAGUUGGCUGUUUCGCUUUUUUGGCACAGAUGUUAACGAAUGCACAGCUUCUUCUCCCGUCUGUGAUGUCAAUGCCCAGUGUACGAACACUCGUGGAUCCUAUACCUGUGCAUGCAAGCGUGGCUUUUCUGGUGAUGGAAAAACAUGCAAAGGUUUGUGUUUAGACUUUGACAGCUCUUGUUUAUCGGCACGUAGACCGUCCCCCGCUUUCUUGUGAACGAACAAACCAACUUGAGCAGACGUAGCACAGUGAUUUUUGUGAAACUAACCACUUUGCAAGCCUUGGCCUUGUUUAAUUGUGUUGCCAGCUGUAGUGACUACGCUUGGUUAUUAUUUUAAGCUUGUUUCAGUUGGCUGUUUCGCUUUUUUGGCACAGAUGUUGAUGAAUGCAGAGCUUCUUCUCCCGUCUGUGAUGUCAAUGCCCAGUGUACGAACACUCGUGGAUCCUACAGCUGUGCAUGCAAGGGUGGCUUUUCUGGUGAUGGAAAAACAUGCAAAGGUUUGUGUUUCGACUUUUACGACCAUCAUCAAGCAUCAAGCACCGUGAAAGAAUACUCAUUCUCUGUUUAUAUAACAUAGAUCUUUCCCAAAUUUCUAUAAAGAAAUGUAAAGGUUUGUGAGAUCCUUAAACGACCGUAAGAGAGGAUGGCAUCAUGGGUGUUGUAAGAAAUUUAAAACCAAGCAUAUUAUCAUCGAGACCCACUUCACAACUGUACUAUCGUAGUGCAAACGAGCCUUUUACCAUUAUCUUUGUACACGAAUGCUAUUUUAUCUAAAAGCAUAAAUGCACUGAGUGUGAAAUGAAGUGCAUAUACUUUCAAGACAUAUCUUCACUUAAAUGAAACAACUUACUCAAAGUCGUUGUGUUUUGUUCAUUUUUACAGACAUGACUUCCACAGGUUCAAUAUUGUUUCAAGUUAUUGUCUUGCUUUAGUUAGCGUGUAUCUUCUAUACUGUACUGUUUCUUCCUGUAUAAAGGCAUCUUUUUGUCCAAUCGUGGAUAUCAAUGAGUGCAGCGCUCUCCCCUCCGUUUGUGAUGUGAAUACUAACUGCCAGAACAAAGUAGGCUCUUAUCUCUGUACGCGCAAACCUGGUUUUGUUGGAAACAAGAAAACGUGCCAGGGUAUCUGCAAAUUUUACUUCAAAUUGCACGAGGCUUUUACGGUAACGUUGCAAGUGGUCUAUUAUUUAAAAAGUACUAAGAUCUUUGACAACGAAAACAAGGAAAUAGAAAAUGUCGGACGUUUCGGCCAUAUGAAAAGGGCAUAGAUGCUCGUCUUCUCUCUUGGAGGGGGUUGUCGUAAAUUACAUAAUUUUCGGAGUUUAGGACAAAUCACGCCAAAUUUUGACAAAUUGCGUUAUUUACAAGCAAACGGGGAAGAAAGAAAAAGGAAAAUUAAAAUACAACAAAUUUAACGCAGUUAAAAGUAUCUAUAGCUUCUAUUUGGCUGCCUAUUUUAACAAGGUAAAUUUUAACGUUUAGAUUCAGCAACUGGGCCACACCCAUAUUGGUUUCCUUUUGAGAUGUUUUAAUUUUGUUCCAUUCCAUAUGAUUUCCCUCCCUGUUAAAGGAUUAUGGUUUCUUGUAGGCACAGUCGAACCUCCACUAACGGCCACCUCUCAGCAACAGCCACUUUUUUUGUCCAGACGGACAGUCCGGUCCAUACAUUGACUCUUAUGGAAACCUCCCUAUAAUGGCCACCUCUCCACAAGGGAAACGGCCUCUAAAACGUGUCCCCAAGUGCGAAAAUAAUCUCUCGACAACGGCCAGUUUUUUCAGCGACUGAUGAAAAAGUCAAAAACGGUCAUGAAAUUUGAUCCGUAUGACGUAUUGAUGAUAAACCGUGGCAAUCGUAUUUUGAUUUUGUUUCACUGAUUUUUACUGCUGCAGUAAGCAUAAAUUGUCUAAGAAAAAAGCGGAUGUUGCGAACCUUUCUCGUUUUGUCCUGUUAACAUUUUGAUUUAAAACAUAAUUCAAGAUUUUUGCGUAUUUUAUCUCUAUAUAUUAUUUAUGACUAGAUUAUUAUCAUUAUGGGGGACAGCAAGCAUGAAUGUAGGAAAAUAGACAUGUUGUACUCUCUUAAAAAAUUGUCAUUUUACAUCCCUCUACGCAUCGGUCACUUUCUCCUGACCCCAAGGUGGCCGUUGUGGAGGGGUUCGACUGUCCAUUCAAAUUGAUUUAGUUACUGAUCGGAUAGCACAACGUCCAUUGCCUUAAUUUCUAUGCCUAAUUCAAAACAAACCAUUUAUAUAACUGGUACUGAUGGUAAGAAACUUUGUUCUGCAGUCUCAAAAUCAUGCAGCCAGAUAAAGAGAAUCGAUAGCAAAGCAACUGAUGGAAUUUACAGAGUUACGCCAUCUUCCUCAACUUUCCAGGUACGUUUUUAGUUUUACACAUUUAUUUAAUGAAACUGCAGCAAGGGCGAUUUAUUCUCUUGGUUUAUGGCUUGCCAGUGAUCUCUUCAUUUCACCCGGUGAUGACAGUGGACUAAUUAUAGGGAGGAUGAGCUUAAAGGGCAACAAAUUAUGAUUGGAAAUUCGCGGUCCUACACUGCAGAGGUCAAUUUGUAAUGGCUUGAACGCGACAAAUAUUAACAGCUGAUCAAAAUUAUGAACCCGUAAAGAUGAUACCUAAUGCAUGUGUGGGUAAACGUUUGUUACCUUUGGAAAUUUAAAGUUCUCUUCUAAAAAGGACUAGAUUAUCGCGAGCUUCUCGUACAGACGCAUUCCAACAAGGUUCAAAAUAAGGGUUUUUAUUAAAAGAAUUAUCAAUGCGCUUACAAUUGUAAAUUUAAUCUGAAUGGAAAAAAAAUAAAGUGUUCAAACGUUUCUUAAAAGUGUAUGCAGAUUCAGAGUAUUUGAUAUGAUGAAGUAAACUUUUCCAGAUAUUCGGUGCAUAAGCGAUAUCCAUAAGUCUAGGAAAUCUAACAGAAGCGGAACUUGCAAGAAGUGAAGACAAAUAGAGAGGAGUCAAAUCACAUACAAUUUUGACAUCGAUGUUUGCAAUAAUAGUAAGCCAGUACAAGUUUUUCAUGACAGGAGUUAUAUGGUCGGUUCUUUUUAUUCGUUAAAUCAAGGGUGCGGCACAGUUCUCAACACGUUGCAGCUUAUCUAUUUCUCGGCUUGCUAGGCCACUGUAUAAGCUGUUACAAUAAUCCAAGAGCGACUUUGAACAUCAUCUUAAGGUGCCUCUUGCUCAGAUACUUCCUUAAUCAUUCAAUAAAUCGAAUCGGCAGCAUAGCCUUUUUGCGCAUUUCAUUAAUAUGAUGACGACCAUUGAGCUCUCUAUCUACGUUUACACCAAGAUUACAAACUCGGUCUGAUGGUUGUACUCCAGCGUUGCCAAUCGAAAAAUCACUAAGAACUGGGUUCUUGACGAAUGAGAACUAAACUUAAUGACCUCUGUUUUACUAGGAUUGCACGCUAACUUAUUGAUGGUGUUCCAUUCUAUAACUUAAUAACUAAUACACUUCUGAAGGGUGCUUACGGCCAGACGUUGAUCAAUUAAGAGGAUCAAUAUCAAUGUAAAGUUGAGAAUCAUUUGAAUAGAACAUACAGUCUAGGUUAUGAGCAGAGAUCUUGUCCUGAAUAUCUGCUGUAUAAAGCGUGAUCAAGAGAGGUCCUAGUAUCAACCCUAGCGGAACUCCGAAUUCUAGUAUUCUUUGUGUUACCAAUAAUAACAGAUUGUGUCCGAUCGCGAAGAACAAAAAAAAAACAUUAAAAACCAUUUUAGCACCGUGUGGUAAAAACCAAAAUAACCAUGACUCUGUCUACCAACAAGUAUAGUAUGGUCUACGGUGUCAAAUGCGGCUGACAGAGCAAGCAUGGUGUUUACGGUAGGCGGAUUGCAUAGAAUGCAUUAACUGAUUUUUCUCCGAAUAUCAAUGUGUUUGAACCGCGACAACCUUCCGAUGACUUUUGAUAGGAAAGGUAUAUUGGCUAUAGGUCUGUAAUUUGUAAAACAUCCUUGUCAUUUUUCUUGGCGAAAACCCUUUAAGCAUGACUCAAUUGUUUCUUCAGAAAUCCCUCUUGUAAUAAAUAGUAGCCACAUCGCCAACAUACACUUAAAUAAUAACAGGAUGAGACCUAAACGUUCUCUGGGAAGAGCUAAAAAUACUCCUUGCUUCUCUUGGAAAAAAAAUUAAUUGGAAUGCUAAGUUAGCGUAUUCCCAAAAAUCGUUUAAGCCUCAUUGUUCAUGGUUAAUGACGUUAAUCCUAUUUUAGUGUCAAAGUUUCUUCAAUCAGGCGUAUAUCUCAAUAUUAUGUAAAAGUAACACUAAAAUGUUAAUCGUACCCACCAUUUCUUUGCCACUCCCUUUUAUCUUUGGAAGGCAUCUGCACGAGAAGCUCGCGUUAAUGUAACCCUUUUUAGAAGAGAACUUUAAAUUUCCAAAGGUAACAAACGUUUACCCACAUAUACAUUAGGUAUCAUCUUUACGGGUUUAUAAUUUUAAUCAGCUAUUAAUAUUUGUAGCAUUCAAGCCAUUACAAAUUUACCUCUGCGGUGUUGGACAUUGCCUUGCUCUGUUGAAUAGUUGCGUGUGUGCUACAAGAAUAAUUAUCUAUGUUUUGUGAUUCUUAAAUUUGUAGUGAUUUGUAAUCAAAUGGUGACGGAAGGCCAGGAAGUUAUUAGAAUUUUUGGACGAAACGGGCGUGAAAUUAUUCUCUUAUUUCACGAGUAAACUAUUUGAUUACUUUAAUAACUCCGCUCUUUUCCUGUUGCCAUAUAUUGUAGACUCGUGUAUCGUUUCUUUCAGGUAUACUGUGAUAUGACUUCCUCUGGACAAGGCUGGACACUCCUCGCUCGGUUCUCUAACAGAGACGCCAAAAACUGGAUGAGUGAUUCUGGGUUUUGGUGGUAUGACAGAAGAACAAGUUAUGGAAGGACGACUGAUCCAUCAUACAAUGCUGACAUGAUCGCUCCCGCAUUCUGGACGGUCGGAGGUAACGAGUUGAAAAUCACGCGCAGUAAUGACCGCCAGCACAUCGCUCUCUUGCAAACGAUAAGAAACUGUCUAGGUGGAAGGACAUUUCGAUCGAAAAUCACAGCGUUUGGUAACUUUAGGAAAGGUGCCAUUUGGGCAAGUAACCGAUGUCUGGGUCAUUGUACUAUUCAGUAUGGCGGUCAGUACGCAACAACUGGAGGCUUCAAACAGGCAACAUGCAAAGGAAACAUCCAAGGUGCUAAUGCAAUCGGUUUCUGGUGUGACUGGAGCACGGGUGAUGGAGCGGUGAUGAUGAUUGGCGGAGGAGGCAAGACCUGUUCACGUGCUGACCACGGAAUUGGAAUAACAGAAGCUAACGCGGCAUCUUUUGAUGAUGCUGGAACCGAAGAAUGCGAUUUUGGGGAUGAGGCUAACUCGGCACAAGAUAAAACAUACUCUUUAAACCUUUGGGUACGUUAAUCAAAGCGUACGGUCUUCGUUUUGCUUGUGCUAUUUCUAUUCACAAAAUUUAAAAUUGUCCAUUUUGAGUGAUGAUCUUGAAGAUGACUUAAUCAUCGAUUAGAAGUUUUUAAUUAGCAUUUUCGUUAAAUAUUAUAUCUUCAUCGUGAUUUACGCACAGCCAACUUUAGCAGAACAUUUUACGAUAGCAUUCUUAAACUUUAUGCUAUUUUGAAUAACUUUAUAGAACUCCCAAUCCUGACUGGCACAGAAUAAAAUCCAUUAGCUUUGUUAUUUGGUAGUGC
This is a messenger RNA of Porites lobata, 13350 nucleotides long. The record is from the annotation of a GenBank genome assembly. Lineage: Eukaryota; Metazoa; Cnidaria; Anthozoa; Scleractinia; Poritidae.